UUAGCCCAAAGCAGUACUGACCUUCAGGAACUCACUCUUGGUCUGCGGUGGAAUUGCAUAAGUGACACCUUGGGGUACAAUUUACGUUCUGUGGAAACUGUUGAGCCUACCAUGAGGAACAUAUAUAAAACUUUGGCCAGUCAGUAUGACCCUUUGGGGUUCAUUACCCCUUUCACUACAAGGGCCAAGGUUAUUAUCCAAGACCUCUGGAAGCACAACCUCGGUUGGGACGACCCCAUAGAACCAUUACCUUUGAGAGAGAAGUGGCUUACCUGGGUAGGAGAACUCCCAACUCUUGCAAAGCUUCAGUUCCCUCGAGCAUACACCCCAGUCUCAGCUGACCACCCUUCUGUCACCCGAGAGCUUCAUGUCUUUAGUGAUGCGUCGGAAAGGGCAUACGGUUCGGUGGCAUACUUACGCACCACAGACCAUCAAGGACAAGUUAUUCUUACCUUCGUCUUAGCCAGGUCUAGAGUGGCACCUCGAAAAUGCCUGUCUAUGCCUCGUUUGGAGCUGUGUGCUGCCCUUACCGGUGCACAGUUGGCGAAGGUGCUCCAAACAGAGUUGACCCUACCCAUCCAUAAGGUCACUUUCUGGUCUGACUCUACCACUGUGUUGUACUGGUUGACAUCCGAAUCUUGCCACUACAAAGUGUUUGUAGGAACGCGCGUCGCAGAGAUCCAGACUCUAACAGAGAUGGCUGAAUGGAGGUACGUGGAUUCGCGUAACAACCCUGCCGACCACAUUACACGGGGUCUUACACUUACCGACUUAGCAGGCCCACAUCAGUGGAGCUCCGGUCCAGCCUUCCUUGUUCAGCCGUCUGACCAAUGGCCAUCAAUGCCUAAAUGUGAAUGUGAACCUGACAGCAGUGAACUAAAGAAAUCUGUCUUUGUGGGAUCUGUUUCAGCACCUAAUAGUUCGCUUCCUUCAGAUCCAAGCCAAUUCCACACAUGGCAAGAGCUCGUUAAGGCCACAGUCAGAUCCCUGCAUGGGGCGGCUAGCACCAACACUGACUCUUCUAUGGAGGCUUCCGAAUAUAUUAAAGCGGAAAGGCUGCUUCUGUCACAAGCUCAAAUAGACUCCUUUCCUAUUGAGGUUAGAGCUUUGAAGGCUGGACAUCCUAUUCCACAUAACAGUCGCUUAGGCUCACUUGCCCCUGAAUAUGAUGAUGCCACUGGUCUUGUUAGAGUCGGUGGACGGCUACGACGUGCUAGCGAACUUGAUUUAGAGGCCAUACACCCAAUUGUGUUAGACCCUAGCCAUCAUAUCACUAAGUUGCUGAUAAAGGAGACAGAUCAACGACUCCUUCACCCUGGCUCAGAAAGGGUUCUAGCAGAACUGCGCCGACAGUAUUGGGUACUUCGAGGCCGAGAAGCAGUUCGUAAACACCAGCAUACUUGUCGAGACUGUCAGUUGUGGCGGGCCAAGCCUCAAACCCCACGUUUGGCGGAUCUACCCCCCUGCAGGUUAAAUCUGUACAAGCCACCUUUUUAUUCUACUGGUGUAGACUGCUUUGGUCCAUUCGCAGUCAAAAUUGGACGCCGCCAAGAGAAAAGGUGGGGGAUUAUCUACAAAUGUCUAACGACACGGUGUGUGCAUCUGGAUCUAUUGGAGCAUAUGGACAGUGAUGCUUUUCUGCUCUCUCUGCGGCGUUUCAUAGCCCGCCGUGGCAAGCCUAUGGAACUGUUGUGCGACAAUGGCACCAACUUCGUUGGAGGUGAUCGGGAGUUAAGGGAGUCCUUUGAGUCUAUGUCUGCAACACUACAGGAACAGCUAGCAGAGCAGAAAAUCCGAUUUCGCCAUAACCCACCGAUUGCUCCUCACUUUGGGGGUACCUGGGAGCGCGAGAUAAAAUCAGUUAAAGCAGCACUACGUGUGAUCCUCCGAGAGCAGUCCGUGCCGGAACCAGUACUUCAGACCCUACUGGUAGAAGUUGAAGGCAUCUUGAACUCCAAGCCACUCGGUUACGUAUCCUCGGAUAUUGCUGACGUAGACCCUGUGACUCCGAACUUACUACUUAUGGGUCGUCGAGAUGCGUCUCUACCUCAGGUUUUGUAUGACCCUAACAACCUGCUUGGAAGACGGAGAUGGCGUCAUAGCCAGGUGCUGGCUGAUUGUUUCUGGGCUGCCUUUAUUCGUCAAUACCUCCCAGGUAUGCAGGGACGUCCCAAGUGGAAGACAGAUGGCAUAGAACUGAAAGUAGGGCAAGUCGUACUUGUUGUCGACCCAUCGCUUCCACGUUCACUCUGGCCUGUAGGAACAGUUACAGAGACCUUACCUGGAGCUGAUGGUAGAAUCCGUAUUGCCAGGGUCAAUGUUAAGGACAAAGUUUAUACUCGCCCAGUUGUGCGAUUAAUCCCUCUGCCUCACCUUGAGGAAAAUGACAUGAGCUCCACCAACAGACUUUCUUAGAGUGUUCAAUUAUCUUGACAGAUAAUUGGGGGCGGCUGUGUCAGAAAGUCAAUGUACUAACUGGGAACUAAUGUUCUUUAGAUGUUUCCUAGAGGGAACGUUUUUCAGUGUUGCACACCGGUAAAGACGGCUGUCAAUCUUUAUAUAUGCUGCUGUUAAGGUUCUGUAAUGUGUACAUAUCAUACAAACCAUUACAUUACAUUACAUUGAUAUGAGCAGCAUACACAGAUGUUGGACCAUCAAUAAAUGUCUCAUUCUAAAGACUUUCCUCCUCUCCUGAUUCUCUAACCGGAAUCUGGUCCAUAUUUGGCCGCCUCAAUCAGCUGUUAUUAAAAUGUAGUGAGGUUU
Molecule: messenger RNA, 2763 nt
Organism: Paramisgurnus dabryanus
Lineage: Eukaryota; Metazoa; Chordata; Actinopteri; Cypriniformes; Cobitidae
Biological process (GO): DNA integration
Molecular function (GO): nucleic acid binding
Source: RefSeq, a predicted model, not a curated record